Messenger RNA from Cajanus cajan (pigeon pea), 1895 nucleotides. Its product is annotated as aspartyl protease AED3. Gene Ontology annotation, molecular function: aspartic-type endopeptidase activity. NCBI's taxonomy places the organism in Eukaryota, Viridiplantae, Streptophyta, Magnoliopsida, Fabales, Fabaceae. Gene Ontology annotation, biological process: proteolysis. The record is from RefSeq and is a predicted model, not a curated record.
CAUAACUCUACAUAUCACCCCCACAACGUUAAUACCACUGAGUGACCCAUACCCCCUUCCUCACCCACAAAUCCAAAAAAAUCUUUUGCCCCCAAAAUACUAAAAACAAUUAAAAAGUUUCCAAUGUUAGUUUUUUCUUUUACUAUAUAUAGAGUAGUGAGGACUCCAUAGUGAAGGCACCAAAAUCCAACCACAUCAAUAGCAAUGAAAGGCACACUCUCACUCUCUCCUUUACUCAUUUUCCUUCUCUUCUCCCUAGUCCAAGGGCUCAACCCCAAAUGUGACACCCAAGACCAUGGCUCAACCUUGCAAGUUUUCCAUGUGUUUAGCCCAUGUUCCCCAUUUAGGCCAUCAAAGGCACUUUCAUGGGCAGAGAGUGUCCUCCAACUUCAAGCCAAGGACCAAGCCAGGUUGCAGUUUCUGGCUAGCAUGGUGGCUGGGAGGUCAAUUGUGCCCAUUGCCUCAGGGAGACAGAUUAUACAGAGCCCAACUUAUAUUGUGAGAGCCAAAAUAGGUACUCCUCCUCAAACCUUGCUCAUGGCCAUGGACACUAGUAAUGAUGCUGCUUGGAUUCCUUGCACUGCCUGUGAUGGCUGCACAUCAACCCUCUUUGCUCCUGAAAAGUCCACCACAUUCAAGAAUGUUAGCUGUGGUUCUUCAGUGUGCAACCAGGUACCCAACCCCAGUUGCGGAACCAGCGCGUGCACCUUCAACUUGACCUAUGGUGGCUCCACCAUAGCGGCUAAUGUGGUCCAAGACACGGUUACCCUCGCCACUGACCCUGUUCCUGGCUACACUUUUGGGUGCGUUGCAAAGACCACUGGGUCCUCUGCUCCACCACAGGGUCUGUUGGGCUUGGGCCGAGGCCCAUUGUCGCUGUUGUCCCAGACCCAAAACCUCUACCAGUCCACAUUCUCUUACUGUUUGCCCAGCUUCAAAUCGCUUAACUUCUCUGGGUCACUUAGACUUGGGCCUAUUGCACAGCCCAAAAGGAUCAAGUUUACCCCUCUUCUCAAGAAUCCUAGAAGAUCAUCACUCUAUUAUGUUAACUUGGUUGCAAUCAGGGUUGGCCGGAGAAUCGUCGAUAUUCCUCCGGCGGCUUUGGCCUUCAAUCCGACCACCGGCGCCGGCACCAUCUUUGAUUCCGGAACGGUGUUCACCCGGCUAGUAACACCGGCAUACGUGGCGGUACGCGACGAGUUCCGGCGAAGAGUGGGGGCGAACCUGACGGUGACAUCCCUAGGAGGGUUCGACACAUGCUACAGUGUCCCAAUAGUUGCACCCACCAUAACAUUCCUGUUCUCAGGCAUGAACGUGACGCUGCCACAGGACAACAUUCUCAUACACAGCUCCGCCGGCAGCACCACGUGCUUCGCCAUGGCCGCGGCUCCCGACAACGUCAACUCAGUGCUCAACGUCAUUGCCAACAUGCAGCAACAAAACCACCGUCUUCUCUACGACGUUCCCAACUCCAGGCUCGGCGUCGCUCGCGAGCUUUGCACCUAAAAUAAAUGUUACUGCUUCCUCGGUUUCUCCUGAUUAACGUUGUCGUGACUUUUGGUGACACUAUAUAUGGUCUUGUUACAUCGGUUGUUACAAAGUAUGGCAUUUCUUAGAUUGAUGGAUGAGUUUGGUUUUAGCGUAUUGGUAAUAAGGUUCCAUUGCUAACGAUAUAUAUAUAGUGGAGGAUUUUGGGCUAUUUGUUAUGUGUAUGUGCAUGGAAUUAAAUUCGUACGUGCUUUGAAAGUUAUUCAUUCAUAUUUAUACGUAGUAGGACUAUAGCUUUUGUAAUAUUGCUGUGUGUCACGGGUUUAUAUAACCUGUAGCACUUUAAUUUGUCCUUUUAUUUAAGUUGGUUGAAUUGAUGAGAUUUCAGAAUUUAGAUUAUCGUGCAA